This is a messenger RNA of Canis lupus familiaris (dog), 1217 nucleotides long. RefSeq names its product proteasome maturation protein-like. NCBI's taxonomy places the organism in Eukaryota, Metazoa, Chordata, Mammalia, Carnivora, Canidae. The record is from RefSeq and is a predicted model, not a curated record. The coding region runs from base 678 to 1055 and encodes 125 amino acids. Gene Ontology annotation, biological process: proteasome assembly. Gene Ontology annotation, cellular component: nucleus; cytoplasm. The transcript has 8 exons.
UAAAGGCUCGGGUGGAUUUCUAGGGUAUUCCCCUCCAUUCCGCUGGCGGAAGAAUUAUGUAGAACUCAAACAGGGGUCCUUCCUGACUCCUGACAGCUUGAGCCUGAGGCUUCUUUCUCUGGUGAACUUAGCCACCUCACCUCAGACCAAGGCUUUCAUUUCCCUCAGAACCCCAAGUAGAAACAAGAGCUCACCUGUGCCUUGGCCCUGAUAAACAUGCAGACUACCAGUAGCAAUGAAGCCAGCUCGUUUUGUGCAUUGAAGCAAACAUGUAACUAUCUUGAUGAUGCGUAGGCCAUGUGCUCAAAGCAUGAAGUAACAGAAGAUGAAAGAGAGUUCAGACACCUUGAGGAAUGGCCACACAGUAAAAAAGAGAUGCCAUCAGAGGGUUUUAACAUCAAUACACUACAUUCUUGAAGAAAUUGAUUCUCUGUUGCUGAAAGAAUUUUUGGAGUUAAGUUCUGCCGAAGUCCUGGAAAUCAAUCCUAAUGGACAGGACCAGGGAUGCUGUUGCCACCUACGGCCUGCGGAUGUUGUUUGAAAAGCACAGGUCUACAGUGAAUGCACUAUGCUUGGCCCACACCUAAGGAGUAAGAAGUGAGUGACGUUCCAUCUCCUGGAGGGCAGAAUAUCUAAGUACACCUUUCAUUCCAUCCCACAAAUUUGAGCAAGUGAAGAUGAAUGCCAGAGGACUUGGAUCUCAGCUGAAGGACAAUAUUCCAGUUACUGAACUUUCAGCAAGUGGAACUUUUGAACAGCGUGAUCUUCUUCGAAAAGGUCUCCCUUGCAUGAAAAAUGAGCUUUUGCCCAGUCAUCCUCUUGAAUUAACAGAAAAAAAUUUCCAGCUCAACCAAGAUAAAAUGAAUUUUUCUACACUAAGAAACAUCCAAGGUCUGUUUGCUCCACUAAAAUUACAAAUGGAAUUCAAGGCAGUGCAGCAGGUUCAGCGUCUUCCAUUUCUCCCAAGCUCAAACUUUUCAUUGGAUAUUUUAAGGGGUAAUGAUGAGACUAUUGGAUUUGAAGAUAUUCUUAAUGACAUGUCACAAGUGAACUAAUGGGAGAACCACACUUGAUGGUGGAAUAUAAACUCGUUUUACUGUAAUCUGUUAUGCUGUUCAUGAAAAUAGAGGGGCUGUAUGUUGUUUAUGGUCAUCUUUUUACUAUAAUUUGAUGUAUACAACAUUAAAAAUACUGACACAUGAGAGUUUUGCCUAAAU